CAGAGACUAUGAUUUCCGUGAACAUCUUUCCACCAUUGCUUCAACUGAACAAAGAGACAUGGUGCUGGGAAAUGAUGCAAACAGCUGGUCCUACCUGUAUUUUCCGAUCUUCUCUGCUUCAGAUUUACGUAUUUACAAGCAGUGUCCCUUGGAUGUCCCAACAUUAAACAAACAAAAGAAGAAGGUUGCCACGCCCCCACCUCCACCCCCACCACCAGCUCCAACAAAGGCCAAGGGAACUUCAACACGUCCUGCCACACCCAACCAACCCAGGAGAGAUUCAAGACUUAGAAAGCUACGAAGUGGAACACCAUCUCCUGAACCAGAAGCUCCAAAUCCACAAUUACCCCCGCCAGCUGUAGAAAAACAACAGCAGGAACCAAAGAACACAAUUGCUGAAGGGUUUGAACUCGCUGCAUUCGAUGUUGAGUCUCUGAAGAAGCUCUGUGAGAAAUUUGCAGAACCACCUCCUCCCCCUAAGAAACGUGGCAGGAAACCCAAGCCCCCACCCCCAAGAAAGCGUUGUGAAAUUGAUCUGCAUGGCAGCCUGUUAGCCUUGCUUGAAGAACUGGAAAAGUACGAGAUGUCAUUUAGCAAGUUGAUGAGCAAGGCAAAGAUAAAGAUCAUGAAGGAGAGCCAAGAACCUGAACCAGUUGAAGAGCCAGAAGAGGUCGUCCCUGCUGAAGAAGCAGAGGAAUGGGGCAGUGAAGAAAGUGUUGAAGACGAGAUUGAAGAUGCUGGAGCAAGGGACAUGUCCAGUGACGAAGACUUUAUUCUGGAAGACGAAGAGAGUAAGAACAACAAAUCACCAACGUCUGACCAAGCCAACAAAGAUGGCGAAGAUGGCGAGAACAAAGGCAACGCAGCAACUCAGAUCUCGCUUCCACAAAAGAGAAAAGCUGAAGAGGCGAACAUUGUUGAGGAAAGUAACCAGUCUGUUGCAAGCCCAGGAGUUCAGGAAGAAGACGAUUCAUGCUCCAUCGCCAUUCAAACAACGCCUCCUAGAUUGAAAAAGAAGCGAAAGAAGCAUGCGCCUGGAACAGAGGUCAAACCUGGUACAGUUGCCCAGACAGUACCUCAAGGAGGAGCUGCCGACAUAUCUCCGACUUCCGUCACCAAGAUCCCACAGGGAAAUCGACCAAACAUUCUCCAUAUUCCUGCUGGUCUGCAUUCUGUUACUGCCAAGAAAGCAGUUGAUGUCACAGUUAAGACUUCUGCCGUGGUAAAUACAAAUAACACUGUCUCAGCAAGUGGACUUUCUAUAAAGACAGUUUUGCCCUCUGCUAGGGUAACACAACCAGAGAAGAAGCUGAACUCGGUCAGAAUACUGUCUAAACCCUCCGCUACGUUAAAUGCGUCAGCUUCAUCUACAGUGGCGGCCCAGCCUAGUUCAUCAGUUGGAGUGCCUACGACGCCUUUCCGCAGUACCACCUCCAAUCAAGCUGUCACCCUUUCCAAGAGUCUUUCAUCAACAGCUGUUUCUGCUGCCGUUCAACAUCAUCAGUCACAAGCGCGCUUGUCCGCCGCGGUAUCGUCAGGUGUAGGAAAAGUUAUGUUGGUGUCAAGUUCUGGAGUGCCGCUACAAGUGCUGAAAACCGUGCCUGUGUCCCAACCCAUGAUUCAAGGGAAAACGUUGAAUCCUGCUGUCCUGACCACGCAAGGAAGCGCCGUCGUUUCUUCAGCUUCUUCAUCGUCAAAUCCAGUUGGAGUAGCGACGCUCGCAAGCUCGUCGCUUAGUACUAAAUCAGCUACUUCUCAGCUGCCAAGCCAAGCCGUCCCAAAAGUGGCCAUUUCCGUUACACCCUCCAAACUUUCUAGUGUAUUGUCUACUUCCCCAGUCUUUCUAGUGCAACGCCCAGGAUCAGGAGGGGUUGUGCCUCUGGCAGUCAAGGGAGGGGCUAUUGUCGUGCCUACUUCGUCAGCGCCCCAACAGGUAGUCGUUAUCAGACCUUCAAGUUCAUUAACCUCAUCUACCACAAGUACAACAACUCAGUUAUCCGGAGCGGGGAUUGCUGUGUUAGGCAAUACAGCUCAGAUUGCGCAGACUGCACUUGGGCAUAAGGUUGUAUUGUCAGCCUCAACGACUUUGCCUCCAAAAACCAAAAUUGCCACAGUCAACAAACCAGUUGACCAGGCGGCAAAAACUCCAUUAAAAGUUAAACCAUCUGAACUUAAUACCAGUUCUUUAGCUCUGGGUAAUAAACCGAUCAUGUUAAAGACGACAGCCUCUUCAACUUCAUCUGUAACCGCGGGAAGCAAUUCAACAGUAUUGGUAACAAGAGCUCCAGAUCCAAAACCUAGCUGCGCAACUUUAGCUGCCGGCAAUGAGCGGACUGGGCUGGGUACAGUGGCGUCCUCCGAGAUUACAGCUGCUAAUAAACAGUCAGUUAAUGUGGGAUCAAAUCGUGUGUUUGACACAGAAAUAUCUGACACAGUUAUGAACGCUCUGUUGUCAAAUUGUGAGACAGUGAAGGGGACAGACAGUCCAACAGUGACAACUGUUUCGCCAGAAAGAGACCUAAGGAAAACAAAGGUAUCAUGCGAGAACAAGUCGUUACCUUCUUUAACAAUUAACACAAACAAGACCUCUCGACCAGAAAUUGCAGCAGAUGGCAAUGUCGAGGGUAAAGCUGGUAUAGAGUUACAUGACAAAGAUAAAGACGCUGAAAAUGGUUCAGAUCCCUUAGUGGAUCUUACAUGUUAUGAGACAAGCGUUAGUGAUUCGACAUGUGGAGAGAGCGAUGACUCAGCGGCGCCGAAUGGCCUCCACCGUGACCUCAAGACGUCGCUACCGUGCAAGCUCGCAGAGAUAGAUGUUAAGCUGUGUAAUGGGGUCAGUCGAUCAGUAACUCCUGCUACCAAAAGUGUGGAGCAAGAACUUGAUUCUGGGGAACGAAGUCACGCAGUGACAGAUCAAGCCACUAAUGGACUUCUCAUAACUGAAACGUAGAACGAAUGAGAGAAAUUGAACUCAUUCAAGCUUAUUACUUCGUCGUUAAUUAUCAAAUCUUUUGGACCGCAAGAGUCUGUUUUUCCAUGUGGAAUUCAUUGGUCCUUUUUUAACGAUUUCCCCUAUUUUUGUUUUUCCUCAUAAGUCAUAUUUCUUGGCCUGCCUGUGCACGUUUAAUUUCAGAGUGCCUUGCAAUAACUUUGAUGGGAUGGGCGGGUUAUUUUGUACAGUACUUGUAACUUUCUUCAGAGGGUGUCCCCCUGGGGCAUUAUCUUGUGAGUUUCCCUUGUGGAAAUUAAAUAAACGUUUCUGUGCGGUG
This is a messenger RNA of Orbicella faveolata, 3269 nucleotides long. RefSeq lists its product as uncharacterized. Lineage: Eukaryota; Metazoa; Cnidaria; Anthozoa; Scleractinia; Merulinidae. Gene Ontology annotation, molecular function: protein binding. The record is from RefSeq and is a predicted model, not a curated record.